This is a messenger RNA of Cyclospora cayetanensis, 3465 nucleotides long. RefSeq names its product spidroin-1. The transcript has 11 exons. The coding region runs from base 1 to 3465 and encodes 1154 amino acids. Gene Ontology annotation, biological process: regulation of DNA-templated transcription. The record is from RefSeq and is a predicted model, not a curated record. Gene Ontology annotation, molecular function: DNA-binding transcription factor activity. NCBI's taxonomy places the organism in Eukaryota, Apicomplexa, Conoidasida, Eucoccidiorida, Eimeriidae.
AUGCAGCAACAACUAACGCUGCUGCAGCAGCAGCAACAACAACAGAAGCCGCUGCCCUCUGUGGCAGCAGCAGCAGCAGCUCCUGCGGCAGCUGCAGCUAGCCGCACGCCACGUAGCGACAGCAGUUGCCAGGGAACCUCCUAUACGCCUCUGUGUCAAACUCCCGAAAAUCAGCAUCAGGGGAACGGAACGAGAACCUCUGCAGCAGGGGCAGAUGGUUCGCUACAGCUGCAGCUCGAGGGUGGCUGUACACCUGAACCCUGUCCUCCUGCAGUGGCAGCAACCACUCCCACACCCGCUGCAGCUGCCUCCGCUGUAGACUCCGUUGUUCAGCAGGCCGCUUCCUUCGGCGAAAGCACUGCUGCUGUCAAGGAUCAACAGCUGCAGCAGCAGCAACAGCAGUUGCAGCAGCAGCUGCAGCAGCAACUGCAGCAGCAACUACAGCAGCAGCAGCAACAACUACAGCAGCAGCAGCUGCAGCAACAGCAGCUGCAGCAUGACGUUGCAGCUGCAGCAGAACAGAUGCCGCUCGAGCACCAGCUGCAGCAGCAGCAGCUGCAGCAGCAACUGGAGCAGCAGCAGCAACUGCAGCAGCUGCAACUGCAGCAGCAGCUCGAGCAGCAGCAGCACGACAUGGUAUCCAUGUACCAUGUCGCAGGGGGCGUAGAUGUCUCCUCGGCGUUGCUGCUGCAGCAGCAACUGCUGCUGCAGCAGCAGCUGAAGCAGCACCAUCAGCAGCUGCUGCAGCAAGACUACGGCGCAGGCGUCAAAGGGCUGCUUCUGCCGCAGGCGCAGCCACUCCUAACACCCCCUCCCCAUUCGCAGCAGCAGCAGCUUGAUCCGCAGCAGCAGCACGAUCUGGAGCAGCAGCAGCAGCAGCGAACUGCUCUCCCAAAGGUCGUUGGAGUGCGAUUUGACAAGGUGAACAAGACGUGGCGAGCCAGCUGGUAUGAUCCUCAAACGAAGCGUCGUGUCGAGCGCAAGUUCUCUGUCAACAAGUUAGAGUGCAGACAGCAGCAAGAGCAGCAGUUAGGCUUAAGAGAUCGCAGCAUCCGCAGAACGCCUGCCUCCCGCACAUUGCCUCCAGAUUUCCACGCGAAGUCUGAGCUUCCUCGUACUGGAGAGGUGUCUCGCGUCUCCGGAGAUGUUGGGCAGGGGACUGUAGCUGGAGGCGGAGGCUCCGCAGGAGUCGUCGAAGGCAGCAGUGUGGGGACGAAUGCUGCCAGUUCUGCAGCUGCUGGAGGGGGGGGGGCAGACGGCAGUGAAGCAGCGGGGGGAGAGGAGGCGGGCGGAGAAGACGACGACGAAGGCAGCGCUUCAUGGCUUCCUGGAUCGGAUUCGCGGCGGGGGGGCGGCUCGAGAUCUCAGCUUCGCAGACGAAGAGCGCCUAGCAGCAAAUUUUCUCCGGAUGCGGGAGUUUCUCUGAAGCGGCAGCGCAAGGCAAUCUUCCCGAGCACUGCAGCAGCAGGAGGCGCAGCAGCGGCGAAUGCAGCAGCAGCGAAUGCUGCGUCGGUGACACCUGGUCGGGGAGGAGGCGCCGCUGCGGGGACGGCUGGUGCGGCGGGAGGUGUAUCGACAGUCCUCGAUCCGGCAGCAGCAGCAGCUGCAGCUGCUGCUGCUGCUGCUGCAGUGGGGGGAAGCCACCCCUGCGGCAUGGGGCAGCUGCUCGCUGCGGGAACGGAGUAUUUGGACGGCUCGAUCGGUUCUUUCUUGGAUGCGUAUAUCAGGGGAGAUGCAUGCGGCGUCAACUUUGGACUGCAGCUUCCGAAGCUGCCUGAAGAUGCGGCAGCAGCAGCUGCAGCAGCUGCUGCUGCCGCAUCUUCAGGCAGCGCGCGAGGCAUUCCCCCCAACGCCGCUGCAGCAGCAGCCGGUCCAGCUGCUGCGGAGGCAGCAGCGGCAGCAGCUGCUGCUGGCUCUCUCUUGAAUCCGAACAGACAGCAGCAGCAGCAGCAGCCGGGAGCAGCUGCGCCAGUUCUCGUCGGCAGGUUGCAGCAGCAGCAACAGGCGUUGGCAGCAGCUUCUUCGGCUGGCGUUGAUGGCAAGGAUAGAGAUGCCCAGCAGCAGCAGCAACACAAGCUGCAGGGUGCCGUUGACAUGCCGCAAGGCUUUCCAGUGGACGGCUUAGGCACGGAGAAUAGCGAGGCGAUAUCCGGUGCACCUUUUUUCACGGGAGCCUCUCCCUUUGCGUCACUUCUCGAGCUCGCCUCUGUGAACAAGUUUGGCGUGCCUGUUGAUGGUUUUGGCGCCUUAGGGCCCCUUCCUGCAGGCAACCCAGCCUUCCUGGGUGCUCCUUCUUCUGACGGGAGUGGCAUGUUUAUGCAUCUCAUGACUGCUCCGCAGCUUGCCGCUGCUGCAGGCAAUCCGCAGAAUGCAGCGGCUGCAGUGGCGGCUGCCGCAAGUCUCGGUGGCGCUUUCGGAGGCGGGGGGGGAGGGGGGGGGCCCCCCGGCGCGGCUCCGCCCGGGGGGGGGGGCCCCCUUGGCUUGCUGCAGCAGCAGGCAGCAGCAGCACCGGGAGCAGACAGCUUAGGACUGUACAAGGAGAUCGUGAUCUUUCUCCUCUUCUCCCUGCGCAACUUCCUGGAAACUUCGCUGUCUGCCGCGGCGGCAGGCAUCCCCGCCAUCGGCGGAGGUGGCGCUGCCGCUGGCGCCGCAGCGACACCAGCAACAACGACCCCACCACUGCCGGCGGGAGCAGAGCAAGGAGCAGAGCAAGGAGCAGGCUCCUCGGGCUUUGGAAUCGCACGUCUUGUUUGUAUUCCACUCCGCGCGUUUGAAAGAACUUGUAUUCUACCUGAAUCUCCUGUAUCCCUCGAUUGCGAAGAAGCAGCUGCUGCAGCAGCUCCCCCACGCGCAGCUCAUGCGGAUCAUCAAAGUGCUGCUCGUUCAAAGGCAGCAGCAGCAGCUGCUGCUGCCGCUGGAUUGGGGCCCCCUGGUACAGCGCACGAACAGCAGCAGCAGCAGGGCGAUCUCGCAGCAGCUGCAGCGGCUGCAGCUGCUGCCUCAGCGCUCGGGGGGGGCGGAGCAGGCUUGCAACAGCAGCACAUGGCUGCAGGAUUGCUGCCUUUCAGUCAGAGCCUCGUCGGCGUGUCUCCUGGAGCCUCUGCUUUUGGAAUCUCUGGCGUACUUCCUCUAGACGCAGCAGCAGCAGCGGCGGCAACUGCCUCUCCUGCAACCUCCGUGGCUGUCUCCCACGGGCAGUCGCCUCCUGCAAACAACGGUUUGCUCGAAGGAGCCUCCGGAAGUGGCGCUUCAGCAGCAGUCUCCGACUUGCAUGCACAGGACGGCCCCUCUUCGCGAUCCAAGUCGGCUGUCACCGCAGAGGCGGCUUCAACGACCUUCACCACUCCCAUUCAACAUGUCGAGAAACUGCAGCAAGUGACGGCAGACAUGACGGCUCCAGGCGCAUCGCAAGCGAGUGAACGCACCGCUGAAGACACCGGAGACGAGAUUCCAGCUGCUGCCUAA